Molecule: messenger RNA, 3096 nt
Organism: Lineus longissimus
Lineage: Eukaryota; Metazoa; Nemertea; Pilidiophora; Heteronemertea; Lineidae
Product: PR domain zinc finger protein 4-like
Exons: 11
Coding region: 95-2752 (885 amino acids)
Biological process (GO): regulation of transcription by RNA polymerase II
Cellular component (GO): nucleus
Molecular function (GO): protein binding; DNA-binding transcription factor activity, RNA polymerase II-specific
Source: RefSeq, a predicted model, not a curated record
CGGCAGCACUGAUUGCGGCAAAAUGUUCUAAAUUUUUCAAUCAAAUUCUCCAAUUUCUUGAAAUCAAAAAGCUUGAUGUGCAUGGUAAGGUGCAAUGAUGGAUGAUGCGACGCUAGCUACCAUCAAUGUUGACCAGCUACAUCAAGCCGUCAAUAAUCUCAUAUCAGUCAGUCGGCAGCAGCCAGCAUGCACGUCUGUACCGCCAGUGUCGACUGCAGGAACUGCGCUGCCAACUCUACCACAAGGUAUGACAGUGGCAUCUUUGUCUCAGUUACCAACCAUCAAUCUAAGUCAACUCGGAAAUCUUCCACAGUUUGUCAAUCUGCUCCCGGUCUCGGAUCAAAAGCAAGGGGUAGUGCAAACUCAGGCCAUCACCAACGCUGGCAAUAUCACUAUAGCAACGACGAAUCAAACUCAGGGUAUGACAGAUAGUCAACAACUUCAGCAGCAGCUCGCAGCUCUGGGUAUCCCUGUCUCCCGCAUAAUUCAGACCAAAGAUAUUCAGCAGCUGCUAGUGCAAAAACAACAGCCAAACACUGAGCAGACACAACAGCCAUCUGUUCAGAUCCAGCAACAGGGACAAACGUUCAUCCAGCAGUUGGGACAAAUCCUUCAACCAUCAGGGCAAGCGGUCAUUCAACAGCUUGGCCAAGUUGGCAUCCAACAACCAGGUCAAACAGUCCUCCAGCAGCUAGGCAGAGUGGGCAUUCAACAACCAGGGCAGUCAGUCAUCCAACAGCUAGGCCAAGUGGGCAUUCAACAACAGGGACAAAGUGUCCUUCAACAGCAGGGUCAAACCACCCUCCAGCAGCGGGGACAUACACUACUCCAACAGCCUAGCCAAGCACUCCAACAAACGGGGCAAGUCUGCAUCCAGCAGCAGUGUCAAGUAGGCAUCCAACAGCCUAGUCAAGUCGGCAUCCAGCCGACAGAGCAAAUAGGAGUUCAACAGCCGGGACAAGUGGGCAUCCAGCAGCCAGGACAGACAGUCAUUCAGGCAGCUGAUGUUUCAGUUCUCACUGCAAGAUCAUUACUUGAACAGGCUCUACAACAAUAUGGAAAUGUCACCAACAAUCACAAUGAAGCUGUUACUGGGCCUGUUUUGGAUAAUACUGGCAACACCAUCUACCAUGUCCUGUCAAGUAUGGGCCUACAGUUACAGCCACCAGCCCCAGCUUUGCAGUCAGCGCCCCCUGUAUUGGUUCUGCCGUCGUCAACAGCUGCUAGUACCACCCAGACACACACGACUUGUAAUUCUGCAGCAGUUACUAGUACCAGUUCAGUUCAUGGGACAGCUGUCAGUGCGGUAGUUGUUCCAAGUACCAGCUCAGAAUGUGGGGUAUCUCUUCAAGAUAUUCUGCCAGAGGGUGCUGUUGUCCAGGACAUCGUCAUAAGUGAAGAAGUGGAUGGACAGGAUAAAGAAAACCUUAGUCACGAUCAGUCGAGUCAUGAUGCCCCAAAUGGUCUCCCGUCUCUAUCUAUGCUUGAGAUGAUCCUUAAAUCUAGUGAAACCAACGGCACAGCUGACAUUAUCUCCACAGUCAAAAAAGAAGUCAAGAUAGAAGGAAUAUAUUGUGUUGACUGCAAUGUGAAGUAUAUCGAUGCCUGCCCACGCCAUGGUAAAGACUACCAAAUCAUUAACGACUCACCGAUAUUAAGUAAAGCAAGGAUGAGUGUUCCCCAUCAACUUAAUCUGAAACCAUCUUUAGUAAAUGAUUGCACCACAGGUGUAUUUGCGAGGGAGGUUCUCAAAGCAAGGAUCAGGUUCGGCCCCAUGGAGGGAGCAUGCGUAGAUGCUACAGGUGAAGAAGACAAGACAGACUUAUCUCUUUGGAGGAUCUUUGUCGAAGACCGAUGUACCAAAAUCAUGAAUGGCUAUGAUGAGGCUGUGUCAAACUGGAUGCCAUUCGUUCAGCAAGCUCGCAAUAGUACGGAGCAGAAUCUCGUCGCUUAUCAACAGAACCAACAGAUAUUUUUUGUGACAUCUAAAGCGAUUGAGGCAGGGUCAGAGCUUUUGUUGUGGUAUGCACGGGAUUAUGCUGGGUUGAUCGAUGUCACUCCUAAUGUAGACGAUAUGUCCAAGUGUAAAAUCUGUCGCAAACAAUUCCCGAGCAUGGCAGAUAUGAGACAACAUCAGAAAUACAGCCACCCAGACAUGUCUGCCCGCAAGUGGAAAUGUCAGUGGUGUGAAAAAGCCUUCCAGACGUCGGGGAAACUGCAGAUCCAUCUGCUGAGCCACAUGGGAGUGAAGCCUCACAAAUGCCAAUACUGUGAUAAACAGUUUACAGAUGUCAGUAACCUCAGGGUGCACAUCUUACUACAUACAGGAGAGAAAAAGCACGCUUGCCCAGUCCCAGAGUGCAAUCGUGCAUUCACCCAGAAGUCUCAUCUGCAGUCGCAUAUGAUCUGCCACACGAAGGAGAAGAACUAUUCUUGUUCGUAUUGCGAAGCUCAAUUUGGUCGACGGUCAGAUCUCAAAGCCCAUGAAUACAGGCACACAAGGGAAAGACUCUUUACUUGUAUUCAGUGCAACAAGGCAUUCUUUUCUGCGAAUAGUUACAAGAGACAUCUGAAAAGUCAUACCGGGCAACGGGAUUAUGCCUGUGAACAAUGCACCAAGGCGUUUGUUACCAAAUACCAUCUCGUGCGACAUAAGAAAACGUGUAAGGGGCCUGUGGCUGUGGUAGAUGCUGAGGUGAUACCGCCUCCCAAGAAGCGACGGAAGAGGGUGAGGAUUUCUGAUAUCAGCUGAAACGUGGAUUGUGAUAUGUGAAGCACUGGUGGUGCCUCUUUUAUUUUUGCAAUUUGAGAAAAUUUAUGAACAAAAUACAGAUUUCAUGAUUUUUGUUGGUGGCUGUAUUGUAUUUGUAUGAUAUUGACAUGGAUUAUCAGUCUUCUUUCUAAGGGUCAUCAUGCUUAUACUGUACCAUAACACCGUACAGAAGCACCACAAGGGGAGGAUCAAAAUGUGUGGCCCAUUGUAUACAAUCACUAUUUCUUACAAAUGAUUCUGUCUACAGCUGUUGUACAUGUAGAAUUCUCAGGCGCACGUUUUACACAGCAGUCUAUGUGACCUUGAAUGUAUUCAUGUUUUGU